This is a messenger RNA of Diaporthe citri, 1764 nucleotides long. RefSeq lists its product as uncharacterized. The transcript has 2 exons. The record is from RefSeq and is a predicted model, not a curated record. Gene Ontology annotation, biological process: DNA-templated transcription; regulation of DNA-templated transcription. Gene Ontology annotation, molecular function: DNA binding; DNA-binding transcription factor activity, RNA polymerase II-specific; zinc ion binding. Lineage: Eukaryota; Fungi; Ascomycota; Sordariomycetes; Diaporthales; Diaporthaceae. The coding region runs from base 1 to 1764 and encodes 587 amino acids.
AUGUCUGCCCUGCCACGACGCAAGAUCGGCAGCCGGGCCUGUGACGGCUGCAAGAUUCGCAAAGUGAGAUGUACUGAAGAGCCACCCUGCGCACGAUGCUCUUCCAUCGGAAUCGCGUGUACCUUCAACAAGCGCCAGGCAACGAGGGGCCCCCGCAGCCUGAGAGCCAAGACCCUGCAGGAAAUACAGAACUCCCAGAACCUCAAGGAGGGCCAGAGCUCGUGUGGUAACAACAGCACCAACACUGAUAGCCUGGUGGACGAUCUGCCUGCCAAAGGGACCUCACCCGUGGGUCAGAGCCCGCCCGGCGGAGAGCCAUCUCUUGUGCCAGGCAGAGACGGCGGAUCCAGCGGCCUCCAAAGGACCCCUGUGUCGUCCCUGAUCAUUCGACUGUGUAUUUACCGCCUCCGCCUCUUCCCAGUGUGGCCCAUCCUCGAUGCUGAAGACGUCAUAUCGUCGCUUCUCAGGGAUCCCACAGAUCUUGGGACCUACGCACUUGCCAACGCCGUGUGCGCAGCAGUGAUAGUCCAGCUCAAGCUACCUUUCGAAGGAAGGACAGACGACAAUGAUCCAGCGACAGCUGCGUCCAUGACUGCCGAGUGUCAAAGAACGAAGUUGCUCUUGCGGGACGCAAAUGGAGACGACGGCCCCGAUGCGGGCCUGGCUAUGGUUCAAAUAGCCUUCUUCCAACACAUUUACCAUGAGAACCAGAGCCCAGGGGGCACCAAGAGCCUGCUGUUUCUUCGGGAGGCCAUCACCAUGGCACAGAUCAUGGGGCUGCAUAGAAAGGCAUCGUAUGUCCUGCUGGCCCCAGAGGAGCAGCAGAUGAGACGUCGCAUCCUGUGGUUGCUUUUCGUCACGGAGAGGGGCGUAGCCGUGCUACACAAACUCCCCGUUGUUCUGAAGUGGCAGGCCAGCUUCCCGCCGCUCGUGGACAGGGCCAACGUCGAGGUCGACGAGGCGCAAAUCCUGCCGGCGUUCAAGAAGCUUGUCGACCUUUUCUGGCUGUUCGAUCAGAGUGGUGCCUUCGACCUGCUCACGCAGGCUGACGAUGACACCGAGACAUAUCAGGAGAGCCGACUGGAGUAUCUCCAGCACCGCCUGCAAGAGAUAUCGUCAGAUGGGUAUGAAGGCAACGAUGUGCAGAGGGCCGACAUAUGCGUUACCAAGUGCUGGAUGCAAGCAGUGGUCUGGCGAGCGUCGUUGCGGCGGUCCAAGGCGGCCAUGUUCUCCGAGCGUGAAAGUCAUGUUUCACAGCCGUACCGCAUCGUGGCCGACUUUCUAUCGCACAUCUGCCACUGUUCCAAGACGGCACUUGAGGCCCAUGGGCCAACCAUAGAGCUCAAGAUCUUUGAGAUUGCCAGUGCGCUCACUGAGUACAUAUACACGCUCACGACGGGCGCGGAUAUGGCACGGAAUCUCAACAGUACGGACGCACGACCUGUGGAGAUGCUUGUUAAGCUACAGCGGCUGCUUGCCUCGUCACGCGGUGGCAACAAGACUCUUCUGACCUUGUUGUGUGCGAGGAUAGCGGAGGUGGAGAGCGUCGGUCCGUGCGACCUGGUGUGGAACCCACAUAUAGAGACAUGCGAGGCUGACGACGGCAACGUCGGUGACGGGUCCUUCGAGACGGACCUGCAAGCUCCAAGGAGAGUGCCCAACUCGGCGUACUUGGGCUUGGAGACAAUGGCGAGGCUGAAUGAUCCUCUGCGCGUGCAACUACCAAUGUGGACCGAUUUCCGGCAAGAGCCGAGCCAGCGUUGA